AUGAAUGCGGUCAUCCCGUUCAGCGGCGAGGGACGGAAACUAACCAAUGAUACUCGCUGUAAACUUCGGGCCCCGGUCGCCGAGUUGAUCGCCAAGGUUUUCAACGAGGACUUUUUGCGGGACCGCAUGAAGGAAUUGAGGAUAGACCCAGACAAAAUUAACGGCACUCACACGAUCAUGGGGCGCAUUGAGCGGGCGUUUGAGGUGCUGGACCUGAUUCGGGAUGCAGUGAUCCAGGAACAAACCAAGGAACGCCGAGCCAUUUUGGCGAAGAGCAUGGCGGCUUUCUAUGAACUUAUACCGCAUCACGAUCCGGUUGAGUUGAACACGGAAGAGUUAGUUGAG
This is a messenger RNA of Mesorhabditis spiculigera, 345 nucleotides long. Lineage: Eukaryota; Metazoa; Nematoda; Chromadorea; Rhabditida; Rhabditidae. The record is from the annotation of a GenBank genome assembly.